Eimeria tenella is the source of this 636-nucleotide messenger RNA. RefSeq lists its product as uncharacterized. The annotation marks the transcript as partial. The transcript has 4 exons. Gene Ontology annotation, cellular component: Swr1 complex; NuA4 histone acetyltransferase complex. Lineage: Eukaryota; Apicomplexa; Conoidasida; Eucoccidiorida; Eimeriidae. Gene Ontology annotation, molecular function: transcription corepressor activity. The record is from RefSeq and is a predicted model, not a curated record. Gene Ontology annotation, biological process: negative regulation of transcription by RNA polymerase II; DNA repair; chromatin remodeling.
AUGGAUUUGAUGCGGGAUAUGCUCGGCAUGAGCGGCGGGCCCCCCCCGCGGCAAACAGCAGCAGCAAUUGGCCUGGGGCAGCCGCAACGUGGCAAGAAGAAGGGCCCAUCUGCUGUUGCGCCCCUCGUGUCUUUGCCCGCCGCCUUCCGCACCCCACCCGGCAGCAAUGCGGGAAGCAGCAGCAGCAGGAGAGCCCGCUGCACCUCCAGGUGGCGGCUCUGCGCUUUUCAAAAUAAGGCGAGGGAAGGCGAGGGUUUGCGUUUGGUGCGUUGGCAGCGGGUGACGGAGGCGCAGGAGCAGCAGCUGCAGCAGCAGCAGCAGCAGCUGCAGCAGCAGCUGCAGCAGCAGCAGCAAAUGGAGCUGAACGACCGCCUCAAGUACUUCCAAGUCGACGAAGACGCAGAAUUUAAUUAUGCCAAAUUCCACGUCAAAAUUCGCCACCCCCCUCUCACCAAGGCCCUCUACGACAAGUUACUUGCGGACUUGGACCCGGAGUGGAGUUUCGAAGCAACUCUGGAACUGUGGCAGCUCUGCGAAGUCUACGAACUUCGCUGGUUUGUAAUUGCCGACAGAUUUAAGGAAAAUAAUAAAAUGAAAAUCACAGAUUUGAAAAAGCGCUACUUCGCCGUCGCCAAG